UGGACGCAGGGUUGCCAACUGGCGUUUUUCACUGCCAAAUUUAGCCAUUUUUGGCAGUAAAAAAUGUGUCUGGCAGUGAAAAACUACGGUUUGGCAUUUUGGCAUUAUAAAUUCUAAAUUUGGCAGUCAAGAAAUCAAAUGAUGCAAUUUUGGUUAGUCAUGCCUAAUUAAAUUAUCGCAAACACCCAAAGCUAUGCAAUCGAUACAUGUACGUAGUGCAAUACCCGACCCGUACGGGUAUGGUAUCUGUCUCGCCCAAGUCGCGAGUCGCGACACAAACCUGUCAGUAUGCAGUAGUCACUACACAGUACACGUUGUUGCCCGCACGCUUGGAACUCGCCACGAUGUCUAAGUGGAAAGGACAAUAUGAUUCUGGAAGAAAGUACCUGGACAUAUGGGAGAAGGAGUUCCCAUGGUUAACUAAGGCGAAAGGUGGAACAGAAUCAGCAUUUUGUAAAGUGUGUCAGAAAAUCUUACAGCCCAGGAAAACUACCAUUAAAUUGCAUGGUGAUGCUAAGGAGCAUAAAGUGCGUGUUGGAGCAGUCAGUUCAGUGAGAAAUUUAUUUGAGAGAGGUGGUCCUUCCAGGAUUCAAACACCCACGGAUUCACUUAAGAAAGCUGAACUGCAGCUUGCAGUUGUUGUUUGUUGUCACAGCUCAAUAGCAACUAUAGAUCACCUCAGUGAAGUGAUCAAGAACAACAGUGCAGGAAGUAAACUAGAGAACAUGCGGUUGCAUCGCACAAAGUGUUCAAUGCUCAUAAGUAACGUCAUCUCCCCAUCCCUUGAAGAGGAGUUGCGGAAAAAGGUAAAUGAAGCUAAGAAGUAUUGUUUGAUGGUUGAUGAGUCCACUGAUGUAUCGAGUGAAAAACAUCUGUGUGUUUGUGUUAGGUACUAUGAUGAUGCUGCCGCUGAUGUGGUAACCGCCUUCCUAGGUCUUGUGUCUGUUUGUGACACCAGUGGUGAGGCUUUAUUCAAUGCUACCAAGGCCCUGCUUGACAAAAAUGGCAUUGCUUUAGAAAAUUGCAUUGGGUAUUCCAGUGACGGUGCGAACAACAUGACUGGAGAAAACAAUUCCCUCUGGUCUCGGAUUAAGCAGGUGUCUCCAAACUGCAUGAAAAUGGGAUGCUCAUGUCACAGUCUAGCUCUCUGUGUACAAAAAGGAUUUGAUACACUUCCAUCAUCCUUAGGGUUCAUGCUCCAUGAAAUUCCUAAAUGGUUCAGAAAAAGCACCUUGAGACGAGAGAAGUAUAAACUUUUGUUUGAGACGAUGAACACUGGAGAGGAAAGAGACGGCACACCCCUUCCAUUCCUUAGCCUCUCUACAACCAGAUGGCUUGUGAGGGGAAAGGUAAUAUAUAACAUACUUGUAAACUGGCUGGAGUUGAAAACCUACUUUGACUGUGCUAUGAUGGAAGGUUCGCAUGAUGUGCGUUACAAGGCUCGCAUUCUGUGGGAUAUGAUGCGUGAUGAGUGCAAUUACCUUUAUUUUGUAUUCUCCUCUCCCAUUGUCACUGAGUUUGAGAGGGUAAACUCACUCUUUCAAUCAACCAAUGCCACUCCCUCGAGGCUUCUUUAUGAGCUAGACGCACAUUUCAAAUCUCUGAGGCAACGUGUCUAUAAUGCUGAAGGACAGUUACUUCCACUUGAGAAGGUUGACUUUGGGGUCAAGUUCAUGGUAGAGUGCAAGCGAGUGCAAAGUAAAGGAAAUGCAGAGCAUGAGCGUGUCUUAGCUGUGCAGAAGCGUUGUCAGAGCAUGCUAAUAGAACUUGUGGAUCAAGUGAAGCUGCGUCUGCCUGAAAAAAGAAGCCUAUUUGACGGUCUGUGCAAGUUGUCGCCAAGUACAAUCCUCACUCACCUGAACAGACCCGCAUUCAAGGAUAUGCCUUUCUUUCAUUUAAUGGAAGAUAAGCUAGAAGUCUGUGAAGAGCAAUAUCGCAAAAUUUUGUACCAUCCCUGGGUUGAUGCAUUUAAAUGCGACCUUCCAGAUGACCCAGUCAAGUUCUGGUCCUUUGUUAAGAAAUAUGAAGUGGAAAAUCACAAGCCAUAUGAAGAACUUGCAAACUAUGCUCUGCAGUGCUUGACCACACCAGUCAGUAAUGCCGUGUUGGAGAGAAUUUUUUCUCAUGUAACUGCAGUGAAGACCAAGACUCGCAACAGGAUGAAUUUGAAAAUGUUGGAGGCAAUUUUGAGAGUACGUACAACCCUGAUAGUAUCUGGAAAGUGUUGCAAGAACCUAGAAAUCACUGGAGACAUGCUGGAAAAGUUCAGUGUUGACAUGUACGACCACGCAAGAGACCCAGCCUCCCUGGAAGGAAACGAUGUCCUCGAUGAUUUGUACUAGUGACCAGUCUGCUUAAUCAAGUAAAUCUGAAGACAUUUGGCAAUAAUGCACUCUCAAGACUUGGCAACCCU
Molecule: messenger RNA, 2413 nt
Organism: Eriocheir sinensis (Chinese mitten crab)
Lineage: Eukaryota; Metazoa; Arthropoda; Malacostraca; Decapoda; Varunidae
Exons: 2
Coding region: 207-2342 (711 amino acids)
Molecular function (GO): protein dimerization activity
Source: RefSeq, a predicted model, not a curated record